GGCCACAUCAUAAUAUCAUAUCCAUAAUAACGUCCAUCCACUAUACAAACUAAAAAAACAAUGCAAUCAAGAACUUGUCUAUGCUCUCUUGGCCUUCCAUCACUCCCUCCUCCUCCACGGCGCAAUUCAUCACUACCCUUUAUUUCACACACUAAUAGGAGGAGCUUUAUAUGUGCAUCAUCAUCAUACGGGCACCACAAUUACAAUGAUGGGAAGUUGGUGGAUGAGGACAUGAUCACUCUCAGAUGGAGAAUCCGGGAGAUUGAGAUGGAUGAAAAUAACAACAAUGAAGCUCCUUCUGAUUGGAUGAGCAAAUUGGAGAAGAAAUACUUUGCAAACUAUGAGUCAGAUGUGUGUGAGGCAGUUGGAUUCUUACAGAGAAUGUUAAUGGACACUAGACCUUCCUUCGCAUUCGCCAUCAUCGCUCUGCUUAUGCUAAGCAUGUCAACCUCAGCUUCACUACUACUCUUUAAUCUCGUCCAUUAUUUAGCCAACCCAAUCAUGUAAUCUUUCAACCAGAUAUAUUAUAUAGGAUUAAAUUCUUCGAUGCUCAACUACUGUUACAUGUGAUGAUAAUGAGAUCUUAGAAAUAAAUAAAUGUCAUGUUAUUAGAGACA
Molecule: messenger RNA, 617 nt
Organism: Arachis duranensis
Lineage: Eukaryota; Viridiplantae; Streptophyta; Magnoliopsida; Fabales; Fabaceae
Exons: 1
Coding region: 61-507 (148 amino acids)
Source: RefSeq, a predicted model, not a curated record